GGGGUGAACGGUGAACCGGGUUUUAGAGGAGGGAGAGGGUAGGGUCAAGGGUGGCAGGUGGACGACCACGGGGAUGCAGCGCUGAGUGGGAAGAGCAGGUGUGCGUGGGUGGCAGGUUGCAUCUGCGGGACGCCCUGGUCCAUGAGGACGGCCAAGUCAGGGGUCUGCUGGACACCCGGGUGUGGGGGAGGCACUGCGGAGUGGGGAGAGCUCAAAGCUACAGGGGCUGAAAAGAGAAGAGGUUCCCAGACGAAUAAGAGGGUCCUGAGAAGGGAGGGGGCCCAGUAGUCUGGGCUGGGCAGCUCUGGAGAAACCACAGUGGUGGCCCAGGUGUGAGAGGACCUGUGUGGCCACCCAAGGUCCGGGUGAAACCCAGCAGCCUAGGGUGAAGGAGUGCUCAUUGCUGCCCUCUUCUGGGGGGGAGCCAGAAAACAUGCCCAGCCUUGAGAGUGGGCUGUUCCCAAUGCAGCUGGACACCCCCAGGCCGGUUAGCCUAUGGAGACCAGAGGGUGGAGACCAAAUGGUUCUGCUGGCUGGGCAAACCCACGGGUUGCGGGGCCCUGGAGCCUUGUGCUUGGGCAGGAGACUAGCCCCCAGGCGCCCAGCUCCUUCCACCCAGAAGCUGCCUCCAGGGUCCCACAAGCACAUGGCAGUGGUUCCCUGCCCUGCUGCAGCUGAUGCUGCAAUUUGGCCUUUUCUGGGCAUCUUGCCCAUCGCCCCUGCCAGCCCUGUCUCCCUGACCAGACUGUGUGAAGCAGAGAGUGCUGGUGCCUAGUUCUGGAAGUCUCAAAAACAACCUGAUAGUGUCUACGUCAGUACGGUAUCCCAGGCACUGAAGGCAAAGCCCACAGUGUGCCACCUCCUCUUGGCCUUGCGAGCCCCCAGGGCGCCAGGCCUUGCUGCUGGACGCUGACCCCAGAUCCGGCCUGAGUGGCUGCCGGCCUGGGCAUCCCUUACCUGCUUCACUUCUUGGUGGGCCACGCUGGAACACCGGGUGACUUGCCGAGGUAGCCAGCAGCGUUGGGCUCCCACAGAAUUGCGUGCUCGGGCCAUGGGAGGGGCCCUUCCACCAGGGGGCCACCACAGGCUUGCCUGGUGAGGGUUGAGGGCUGCGGGCCACAGCCUCCAUUGUUCUCUGCCGAAGCAGCCUAGUGGUCACAGACAUUCCGACUUCCUGUCCUUCAAUAUUCUCCACUCCCUUUUUCCACUCUUUCCAGAUGGAGUCCCAUGGAGACACACUUCAGGAACUUUAAACUGAAGGAUGUAAAACCCACUUCAUUUGAGUGAGCCCAGUGCACACAGGUCCCCAGCGUCGCCCCAGAGCAGUGGGUCAGGGCAGGGUACUCACCUGGACCCCGGGCCCGGCGAGGGUGAGGCUGGGACAGGUGCUCCUUUCUCUUCUUCUGCAGAGGAUGAAAUGGGCUGACCGUCAGAAUGCAGGGGGCUGGGGGAUUUCUUCAAAUGCAUGUGUGUGUGGGCGUUGAGUCCAAGGUUUCUGAGUUAAUUGGCCUGCAGAAGGGUUGCCCUAGACUUAUCAGCGGUGUUCCUGGUACAGUGAAGUCUCUCCAACCUCUGGGCCGAUGGUGAACCCCAGUCACAGAAGGGAUCGCACACCCGGGCCACGGACACUCCUUUGCACUUGGCUCCUGGGCUCGGAGUGACAGCAAGUGUGUUGGAAUCACUGUCCCCGGGAGGUGAUAUCUGUCUUUCUGGUCACCCUGCUGAAGAUAAUGGAUUUAGAUCAGUUGGACCUGAAUCCCAGAAUUAUUGCUGCAGUGAAGAAAGCCAAACUGAAAUCAGUAAAGGAGGUUCUGCGUUUUUCUGGGCCAGACCUGCAGAGAGUGACCAGCCUCUCGGGCCCUGAUGUGCAGUACUUGCUGAGAACAGCCUCCUCACACCUACGGGGGAGCAGCAUGUCCACAGCGCUCCACCUGUACCAGCAGAAGGAGCGGUUCCCUGAGCAGCACCAGCGCCUCAGCCUGGGCUGCCCCGUGCUGGACAGGCUCCUCCGCGGCGGGCUGCCCCUGGACGGCAUCACCGAGCUGGCCGGCUGCAGCUCUGCCGGGAAGACCCAGCUGGCGCUGCAGCUCUGCCUGGCGGUGCAGUUCCCACAGCGCCACGGAGGCCUGGAGGCCGGGGCCGUGUACGUCUGCACGGAGGACGCCUUCCCCAGCCGGCGUCUUCAGCAGCUCAUCGCUCAGCAGCAGCGCCUGCGGGCAGACGUCCCCGAGCACGUGGUCGAGAAGAUCAAGUUUGGCAACCAGAUCUUCAUUGAGCACGCAGCCGACGUGGACACCCUGCUGGGCUGCAUGAGGAAGAGGGUGCCAGUGCUGCUGUCGCGGGGCAUGGCCCGCCUGGUGGUCGUGGACUCUGUGGCAGCCCCGUUCCGCUGUGAGUUUGACGGUGCGGCUUCGGCCCACAGGGCCCAGUGUCUGCAAGUGCUGGGAGCUGAGCUGCGCCGGCUGAGCUGCACCUUCCGGAGCCCCAUACUGUGCAUUAACCAGGUGACGGAGGCCACAGAGGAGCAGGGAGCGGCUGCCGGGCUGCCUGGUGCCAGGGGAGAGCGGGUGUGUCCAGCCCUUGGGAUAACCUGGUCCAACCAGCUCCUGAUGCGGCUGAUGGUCGACCGUCAGCGCCCUGAAGAGGCUGUCCUGGCCCCACCCAGCCGCACCUUGAGGGUGGUCUUCGCCCCCCACCUGCCGCCCUCGUCCUGUUCCUACACAGUCACCUCCAUGGGUGUGCGAGGGACGCCUGGGACCAAGUCCUGCUGACGUGGGGACUACAGAUGACCAGCCACAUCCCAAGAAAACCUACCAGCCCACUCAGCGUGCCCAUCACCGCGUUAGGGUCUCCUCAUCCCACGCCACCCCACCUGGGGGCUGCUCCUCCCUCUGGUUUCGAGAUGCGCCCGGCUCUUAGGCCACGAACCCAUGCCCCCACUGCUGCGCUGGCUGCUCUGGUGUCUCCACAAUGAGUUCCUGGAACAUCCAGCCUCUCAAAGAGCAGUUUUCUCCAUCCUGUGCCUGGGAUUGGGGCCCACAGCCUUCUCGGGCCCACGUCCCUGCCCAACAAGCUCUCCACCUCGCCCCCACAGGCUCCUCCCUUCUUCCCGUCUGGUGCCUCUGUCCAAAAGCUCCCAACACCAACACCUUGGGCCACAGUGGGCCAAGGUCAGAUGCGCCCCCACUGACAUCCUCACCCCCUUGUCGGGGUGUAGCUCCUGGCCCCCAGCACACAUCCCAUGGCCAAACUUUGGUUUGGCACAGGGUGGAGAGAACACACCUGCAGGAUGCAGGGUCCAGGGGAGGAGAUGGGGGUGGGGUAAAGCUGUUACUUCUGCGUUUGCCUCUGCCACCAGCCACAGCUGGAGGAAGGAGGAAGGUGGCUUGGCCCACCUGCUAGGAAACCCGUUCUGGGCGAACGAGAACCUUAUUCUGAAAAGAGCACAUCCCGGUGUCUCCUCAGUGCCUCCUCCAAGCCUGGCCUUAGUGGCUAAGACAGCCAUCAGCCCUGGCCUGGGGGGCGUCCAUGCCAACAAGGCCACCUGCAGAGACCAGCACCCCUACCUGGCCAGGGGCUUACUGCAUAGGAAGCCAGAUCUCCUGUCAGCACAGGGUCCAGCCACAUCUGGCUACAAACUCCAGAAUCUGAACAUCUGCUCUUGGAAACGUGAGGCUCAGAGAUCACAGAGGGACAUGACUGCCCAGGGCAGGCAGGGCUGCGUCCGUUUUCACCCCGACCAUCGCCAUGUCUGCACAUCUCCACCUGUUGCCCGGCCCAGAGCAGGCCCUGGACAGAUAAACAUGUGAAGUGAAGGUGCCUGCUCUCUGCAGGCGCUGCCCCAAAUACAUCAUCCAGGUGGACACCUGUCCUCGUCAACAGCCCUUGGAGACGGCACUGUUACUACGGCUCUCAGCCUUGACCUGGCCGUCCUCCCGCAGCCCAUAAGCCGGUGAUGACCCCAGAUCACCCGGGGCCAGCGCUGGAGGUGGGGCUGUAAAUCCCUGUCACCAGGCAGACUGCACAUUUUUCUAGGGCACGAUGAUCCAUUUACAACUUCCAUUGUGUUUCCAGAGUAGUCUGUGGCCCUAAAAAGAUUGAGUGGCUAGUUCUUAAAUAGGAAAAAGUUCUUUGAGGGUUGGAGUUUUACAAAGAGCCUUUUUGCAAAAGUACAGGGACAUUACAACAAGAAAUAAAACACUUUAUUUUUGUAAUUAAA
This is a messenger RNA of Vicugna pacos (alpaca), 4219 nucleotides long. The record is from RefSeq and is a predicted model, not a curated record. NCBI's taxonomy places the organism in Eukaryota, Metazoa, Chordata, Mammalia, Artiodactyla, Camelidae.